This is a messenger RNA of Rotaria sordida, 1419 nucleotides long. Lineage: Eukaryota; Metazoa; Rotifera; Eurotatoria; Philodinida; Philodinidae. The record is from the annotation of a GenBank genome assembly.
AUGCGAUCAACAAUUCGUUAUAUGACAACUAAAAUGACAUCAAUGUCAUCAAUGAUCCAAUCAUCAACCAGACCUGAAGGUGAUAUUUCCUCUGUCUUUGCCUCUCUCUCUGGUGACGACAUGAACAAGCCUUUGGAGCCUCGAUUUGCAGAUUUGAAAAGAGAAAUUAUUCAAGAUCACACGAAACAAGUUAAAGAUAGUUGGUAUCGUUUACUCGAUGCUCUAAAACGCGAAAUUUCUAUUAUUCGUUCGUCUAGUAAAACCGUUAUUCCUCAAGUUAAUUUUAAUGACAUGAAAAAUCUUUCAUCCGACGUAUGCAAUGAAAUUCGAACUCGUGGUGUGAUAGUUGUUCGUGAUGUUUUGCCGGAUGAUUAUGCAUUAAAACUGAAAAUGGAUGUUGAAAACUAUAUUAAACAGAAUCCACAUACUAAAGCAUUUCCGCAGGAUAAACCAGUCGUCUACGAAUUGUAUUGGUCUCCUGCACAGAUUCAUGCUCGAGCCGAUUCUCGAGUUCUCGAAGCAUUAACAUUCGCCAAUUCAUUCUGGCAUGCAUCACCUUCAACUGAGAUCUCUUUGAAAGAGAACACAAUGUAUGUUGAUCGUCUACGAAUUCGUAAACCUGGUGAUGCUCAAUUUGCUCUUGGUCCACAUGUCGAUGGAGGUGGCAUUGAACGAUGGGAAGAUCCAGAAUAUCGAUCAUGUUAUACACCUAUAUUUGAAGGUCAUUGGGAAAAACAUGACUCUUUCGACGCUACUCACCGUGUUCGAGCACAAAUGUGUCUUUACAAUACUGCGGGUGGUUGUAGUGCCUUUCGCUCUUGGCAAGGUUGGCUUAGUCUUUCCACUGUCAGUCCAGGUGAAGGAGGACUUUUGGUCAAUCCACUUUUAAAAUUUGCCACACCUUACUGGCUUCUUAGACCUUUCUUUACACAAAGAAGAAAGGAUGAUGACUGGCAAAUCGAUACAUCGAGCAUUUGGCAAGGUGCCACUCCUGGUCGUGGACAAGAAAUGAAUGAUUCGUUACAUCCUCAUCUAGAAUUAUCUACUUCGAUGGUUUCAAUUCCCAAAGUACGUCCAGGUGAUAUGGUUUUUUGGCAUUGUGAUACCAUUCACGCUGUUGAUACUGUUCAUCGUGGCCAAUCGGAUUCAAGCGUUUUCUACAUUCCAGCAGCACCUUUAUGUCAAGUCAAUGUUGAAUAUCUUACUCGACAACGUGAUAAUUUUCAACACGGUAUUCCACCACCUGACUUUCCUGGUGGACAAGGUGAAUCACGUCAUGUUGGAAGAGCAAACCCUGAAAAUGUCAAAACAGUCGAGGGUAGACGUGCCAUGGGUCUUCAAUCGUUCGAAAUCAAACCAAAUAUGACAUCAGGCGAAAAGGAAAUUGUUUUAAAAGCAAACAAUAUUUUGAACUUGUGA